Messenger RNA from Caenorhabditis briggsae, 705 nucleotides. The record is from RefSeq and is a predicted model, not a curated record. The transcript is spliced from 5 exons. Lineage: Eukaryota; Metazoa; Nematoda; Chromadorea; Rhabditida; Rhabditidae. Gene Ontology annotation, biological process: protein phosphorylation. The coding region runs from base 1 to 705 and encodes 234 amino acids. Gene Ontology annotation, molecular function: ATP binding; protein kinase activity. Gene Ontology annotation, cellular component: nucleus.
AUGCAGCAAAACGACGAGUUGUCCCCUGGAUACGACUAUGAGCCACCAGGCGUAGAUAGAAGAGCCCUCCCAAAUUCACUUCAGCUCCACAACGGCGAACAAUAUACCGUUCGCGGAUUGUUUGGCUCAGGCGGUUUCGGAGACGUAUACCGCGUCAGAGAUGGAAACGGUCGCCAGUAUGCUGCGAAAAUGUUUUCACGAAGAACUUACAAUUAUUCAAGCGAUAGGGAACGGCAGGCAUUCCAGAGAAUCGCCCAAAAUCCACACACCAACCUGUUAUUGUUGCACUUGGCUGGACAGUUGAUAAACCCACCGCCAGGAAUUCCUUACAACGAGAAGUCUGACGUGUGGUCCAUGGGAUGCCUGAUGGGCGAAAUGUGCAUCGGAAAACCGAUAUUUAUUUCCAAAAUUGGCAUCACUGAGACACAGAAACAACAAUCGCAAUUCGAGUUCAUGGUUUCCAGAAUGAAUGCAACUAUUCCAAGCGAAAUGAUAACAAAGUCUAGGCAAGGAAGAAGAUGUAAACUCAAUCUGAGCUUCCUCGAGAACCGUAAAGAAAACAACCAGGAUUCAUUAAUGAAUUUGCUGCGUGAAUACACGGAUCUUCCAAUGUUCGAAUUUCUAAAAUUCAUGCUCAUUUUCGAUCCUACCGAACGACCAUCCUUCGAGGAAGUCAUCAAACAAAAGUUUCUCACCAACUUCUAA